This is a messenger RNA of Parnassius apollo (apollo), 405 nucleotides long. NCBI's taxonomy places the organism in Eukaryota, Metazoa, Arthropoda, Insecta, Lepidoptera, Papilionidae. The record is from the annotation of a GenBank genome assembly.
AUGUCAUCUCAGUCGGUGCAUCCCGCUGCAAGCCCGCCUGGUGCCCGGGCUGCGCGCUCCGGACUCUUGCCCGGACAGACGGACAGACAAAACUUUGCUCUCUAUGCGUGGUCUGUCAUCUCAGUCGGUGCAGCCCGCUGCAAGCCCGCCUGGUGCCCGGGCUGCGCGCUCCGGACUCUAGCCCGGACAGACGGACAGACAAAACUUUGCUCUCUGUGCGUGGUCUGUCAUCUCAGUCGGUGCAGCCCGCUGCAAGCUCGCCCGGUGCCCGGGCUGCGCGCUCCGGACUCUAGCCCGGACAGACGGACAGACAAAACUUUGCUCUCUGUGCGUGGUCUGUCAUCUCAGUCGGUGCAGCCCGCUGCAAGCUUGCCCGGUGCCCGGGCUGCGCGCUCCGGACUCUAG